UGUCGAUGUGUCCUUGAGCAAGACACUUAACCCCAAAAAGUUCUCCCGUAGCGGUGUAGAGAUCUGAAUUGUAAGUCGCUUUGGAUAAAAGCGUCUGCUAAAUGACUGUAAUGUAAUUGUCAAAAUAGUUUUCCUAUCAGACUGGAGGGGUUGUGAAAACUUUGUGUCUUAGUCAAUAAGUCAACACUACUUCAAGAACCUAGAAAUGACCUUUCCCACCCCUUUCCUCUCCAGUGGUCUCCUCGGGCGUAGGGGUGGAGGAAGGAAGGAAGGUGACCAGUCUCGAUGGUUUUCCUGCAAUUGUUGGCUCAGCAUUAAAACAAAGGAGAAAUGACAAAGGAUUCAGAUGCACACAUAUACAACAAUAAAAUCCAGACAGCGCGCACAUCUUCUCUAGCAAACUGAAGACCACUUGAGAGGCCAUGACCAGAACACUGCUAUUGCUCCUGUCUGCUCUUUGCUGCUGCCUAGCGGACAAUGUGGAGCUGCUCCGCACUAAGAGAGGGACUCGUUUUUACAGAGGUGAGCCCGACAGGAAGCCAGCGAGACGGACGCUUUUGAUUAUUCAUAUCAAGAAGCCUUCACCCUCCUUUGACACCUCCCUACAUUGUGUGGACGGUGGGAGUGGGACGUCAGCGGUGCGUAGUUUUGGGGACACUUGGCUGCGAUGGAGGGGAAAGCGUGUGGAGUAUUGCCGUUGUGCGUUGAGAGGACGAGAGCGUUGUCAUAUUGUGCCCAUCAUCAACUGCUACGUGUCUCAGUGCUACAACGGAGGAACCUGUAAGGAGGCCGUGUACACUUCGGACUACAUUUGCCAGUGUCCCCCAGGCUUCAGUGGGAGUCAGUGUGAGAUCAACUCCAAUGAGAAAUGCGUUGUGGGGCAGGGUGACGGGUACCGCGGCACAUGGAGCAGCAGCCAUUCGGGAGCGGAGUGCAUCAACUGGAACUCUACGUCUCUGAGGGGAAGGAGGUUCACCGCCAGGAAAGUGGACGCCAGCAGUCUUGGACUGGGCAAUCACAACUUCUGCAGGAACCCCGACAACGACAGCACUCCUUGGUGUUACAUCUAUAAAGGCACUCAGAUCGUCUGGGAGUUCUGCUCCAUGCCCAAAUGUCCAGAAGAUGAGUACCAAGAAUGUGUGCAGGGCUCCGGUGAGUCAUACCGAGGCACAACAUCCGUCACGAAGAGCAGCUCUCGCUGCCUCCCGUGGGACUCUCCCGCUGUCAAGCGCAAGCUCAACAACGCUUGGCGAUCUGGCGCGUUGGAGCAGGGGCUGGGCAGCCACAGCUUCUGCAGGAAUCCAGAUGGUGACGCAGGUCCGUGGUGUCACACCUACAAGAGUAUGAAGCUGACCUGGGAGCUGUGUGACAUACCUACAUGCUCGAGACGUCCAUCCAUCAUCAGCACUCUCGGCCCACGUGCCCCCACCACUAACAACAAUAACGGAGCAACAUGUGGCCAGCGCUUAGACAACACGCUGAAUCGCCCAGCGUUCCGCAUGUUUGGGGGCAGACAGAGCGACAUCACGGAGCAGCCGUGGCAGGCGGCCAUUAACGUUUACCAGGCCCGUCACAGAAAACACUUUCACCGAUGCGGAGGAGUCCUCAUUGACUCCUGUUGGGUCCUGUCUGCUGCACACUGCUUCGAGGACAACGAUAAAGCAGAAAAAUUAGAAGUGAUUUUGGGAAGAACGUUCCGGAAGCAGAAUUCCAGCAGCGAGCAGAUUUUCAAGGUCGAGAAGUACUGGAAUCACGAGAAAUUCGACAACGAAACAUUUGACAAUGACAUUGCUCUCUUGAAGCUAAAGACGGAUAUUGGCAUCUGUGCUGUAAACUCUCCAGAGGUUCUUCCUGCGUGUCUGCCUGAACGUGGGCUGGUUCUGCCCGACUGGACCGAGUGUGAGAUCUCAGGCUACGGAAAAGACUCAGAAUUUGCUGCAGAGUUCUCCGAGCGCGUUAAGAGAGGUUACGUCCGCCUGUGGCCCAAAGAGCGCUGCGUCCCAGAUGUGCUGUCCCAACGCACAAUCACAUCCAACAUGCUGUGCGCAGGUGACACCCGAGGUCUGGACGACGCCUGCAAGGGAGACUCUGGUGGCCCGCUUGUCUGUCGGAACAAUGACAAGAUGACUCUGAUGGGUGUGAUCAGCUGGGGCGAUGGGUGCGGGCAGAGGGAUAAGCCCGGGGUCUACACCCGUGUCACCCAUUACAUCGACUGGAUCAACAGCAAAAUCAAGGCAAACCCUGUCUAAAGUAAGAGAGGCUGCAAAGACAACGUUGCCGGAUGACCAUACCCAUAACCUCAGUGUGUAAAGCAGCAAACGCAGAUCUGUUGAUCAUUGUGAAGAUUCACAAGAGAGAACCACAGGACUCUUGAUUCUGUUCAUCUCUUGAUCUCAAUUCAAACUGAUGGGAGGUUUUAAACCAGCAGAACCACUCCAACAGAGGCGCAAGGAUCUCAAUCAUGAGUUUUCAUUCUCAGUGUUCUCAAGUGUUCUGGUUGUUACUGUGUUGAAUGUGACAGUACAUGUGAACAAAAAAACCCCACAGGGAGUUUGUUCUCGUUCUGGGCCAUCUUGAUCGCAUUAUCGCGAUAAUGUGAGAAUUUCGUGCCUUUUCUGAAUAUUUCAUCCACCAAAACUGGAGGUUCGGGCAGUGAACAGGAAAUAUAGGGAAUAUCUGUAUAAUCCUCUGCCCUUUCUGGCUGCCUUUGUGCUGGUUUAUAUAAAUAAGUCACAGUUGGUAGACUUCAGAUCAGUAGCACUUUUAAUCCAAAAGCACACUCCAACUCAACACUGGCAUUUACUUUGUACAUCACAGUAUGUCACAUAGGAUUUUUGUUUUUUUUUAAGUUUUGUGCAAAGAUUGUGUCUUCUAGAUGUGAGGUUGCGUUGCCUCAAUUACAAAUGUUCUGCAUUUGCUCUCUUUGGGGCUUUAGGGGUUCCAGACCAAAACACAAAACGUAUAUCUGCUGGUUCAGAUUAUGCUUGUUUCUGCCGUUUGAACUCCUUUAGCUUCCCGCUGCCUUGUAGAGGGGAUUACAUUUGGACAGGUGGAAGCUCUGAGACACUCACUCCAUUCCAUAAACCCAUGCCCCAUUCCUUUUUCUUACGAUUUGUUUUUAAAUGAGAUUUCCGGAGCAUUUCUCCACCAGACACCUGGGUUGAGCCCAGCAUGUAUAUAACAUGUAUAUUGUCUGAAUAUUACUUUUUAUAUUGCAAAUGACUUAGGGCUGUUCUUUUAUGUUCUAUAUUACAACUGCUUAUUGACUGCACAACGUAUCUCCUUAACAAACUCACUUUGUUCUGUGACUGGAUUUUAGAUGUAUUUUUUACUAAGUUAAUAUUUAUGUGUAUUUUAUUUUGUAUUGGAGAAACUACUUUCGUAGUGUGUAGUUUGAUAAUUUAUUGUCUCUGUCAUUAUAACCACAUCUGGCAACAUACUCCUUUGUCAAUAAAUAAUAUUUGGAGUAAA
This is a messenger RNA of Anarrhichthys ocellatus (wolf-eel), 3471 nucleotides long. RefSeq names its product plasminogen activator, tissue (gene plat). Gene Ontology annotation, molecular function: serine-type endopeptidase activity. Gene Ontology annotation, biological process: plasminogen activation; smooth muscle cell migration. The transcript has 15 exons. Lineage: Eukaryota; Metazoa; Chordata; Actinopteri; Perciformes; Anarhichadidae. The coding region runs from base 423 to 2249 and encodes 608 amino acids. The record is from RefSeq and is a predicted model, not a curated record.